Blastomyces dermatitidis ER-3 is the source of this 4715-nucleotide messenger RNA. Its product is annotated as aspartate kinase. The record is from RefSeq and is a predicted model, not a curated record. Gene Ontology annotation, molecular function: aspartate kinase activity. Bases 488 to 2080 code for a protein of 530 amino acids. Gene Ontology annotation, biological process: amino acid biosynthetic process. The transcript is spliced from 4 exons. Lineage: Eukaryota; Fungi; Ascomycota; Eurotiomycetes; Onygenales; Ajellomycetaceae.
AUUAUCUAAAACGAACACCGCUAUCUUCGAAUAAUAAAUACUGUAACAUAUCUCCCAAAGAAGCGCCCAAAGGAGGAAAAAGAAAUAAAUAAGAAUUCAGCAGGCGGUGGUUUGUGCUAGUUGUGUUAGCUCGGAUUGCGUGAUCCACCGGCGCCGCUAAACGGACCAACCCGAUUUUCGUUAUCUGGGGGCAGAAUUUAAAAAAAAAAUAAAAAUUACAAAAAAAAGACCACAGAGAACGAACGAGUUGACUGACUAUCUUCUUCUUCUUAUUAUUAUUUUUCUCCCGUUGAAGGUUAGCUAGCUGGUUAUUUUUAUCUUUUUUCCAACUCUGCGCGGGCUGCUAUCCUCGUCCUUUGCCUCCUUCAUCAAUUCUAUACUCUCUUCUCUCAAUCUUUCACUCAUCUUCGCCUCUCCUGGUCAGAACACAUCGAGCAAACCCAAGGCUUAUGCCUUUUCGCUCUCCUCUCCCUCUUGGUCACGCACGAUGAGCUUCCUCCCACACCUGGGCGUAAAUGGAACCGACAACGUUCCUCUCACCAAUGGCAUAACUGCGCAUCCUACAGAAUGGGUUGUCCAGAAGUUUGGAGGAACAAGCGUGGGGAAGUUCGCUGUUGAUAUCGUGGAUCGUGUCAUAUACCCCAGUACCCUAACACAUAGAGUUGCUGUCGUGUGCUCAGCCAGAAGUAGUUCAUCCAAAGCAGACGGGACCACAAAUCGAUUACUUCGCUCUGCUCGAGAAGCGUCAGACAAUAUAAAAUCUACCCACUAUGUUGCCCUCGUCGACGCCGUCCGACAAGAACACGUCCAGGUCGCUAAGGACCUAGUACGAAACCCAGAAAUAAAGGAACAGUUGAUUAAUGCCAUUGAAGCCGAAUGCACCUACAUCUUCAAAAUCCUCGAAGCUGCCCAAACCCUCGGCGAAAUAACUGCUAAAUGUUUGGACAAGGUAAUAAGCACGGGAGAGAAGCUAAGCUGUCGAGUGAUGGUAGCUUUGCUGGAGGAUCACGGCGUCGAGUCGGAAUACGUUGAUCUAUCGGACGUGGUCAGUUUUGCGACAAGUUGCCAAUCACUCGACCAAGCGUUUUAUGAUCGACUAGCGGUUGCGCUGGCCGAAAAGAUAAAAGCAUGUGGGAAUAAGGUACCCGUGAUCACGGGCUAUUUUGGGCCGGUACCGGGAGGCUUGCUGGAGAAAAUCGGCCGAGGCUAUACAGACCUGUGUGCCGCGCUUGUCGCAGUCGGUAUCAACGCACAUGAGCUUCAGGUCUGGAAGGAAGUGGACGGGAUUUUCACAGCAGAUCCGCGCAAAGUACCCACAGCACGACUCCUGUCGGCCAUCACUCCCGCAGAAGCUGCAGAAUUGACGUUCUACGGCUCUGAGGUAAUCCACCCUUUUACCAUGGAGCAGGUCAUCCGAGCGCGGAUUCCCAUCCGGAUAAAGAAUGUCAUGAAACCCAAGGGCAAGGGCACGGUGAUUUUCCCAGAUCCCGCAGAGCUAGAUAAGACAACGGUGGGCCAUGACCCGAAGCUCUUCCGUACCCGGAGUUCUAGCGUCCUAUCACAGCAGCAGCAGGGUCCGAAACGACCAACUGCAGUAACAGCCAAACAUAAGAUUCUCGUCAUAAACGUUCACUCAAACAAACGGUCAUUAUCACAUGGGUUUUUCGCUGGCAUCUUCUCCGUGCUGGAUAAAUGGCGACUUUCCAUCGAUCUGAUCUCCACCAGCGAAGUGCACGUGUCUUUGGCGCUCCAUUCCGAACUACCCUUACUGAACGGCGUUGGUCAAGACGAGUACCAGAUUAUCGACGAGGAUCUUCGAGGCGCCAUCCAGGACCUCCGCCGAUACGGUACGGUGGACAUCAUUCCGCAGAUGGCGAUUCUAAGUCUCGUGGGACGGCAGAUGAAGAACAUGGUUGGCAUUGCGGGACGCAUGUUCUCCACACUAGGGGAGCACAAUGUUAAUAUUGAGAUGAUUUCACAAGGCGCAAGCGAGAUCAAUAUAUCCUGUGUAAUCGAAGAGAGAGACGCAGACCGUGCUAUCAACAUCCUCCACACAAACCUCUUUACCUUCCUCGAUUGAAACGAAACCUCGGAAAAAAGACACCCCAUAUACCUCCCCCCUUCUCCAACAAAGGGGGGUGACGACCGCCACCAGAGGCCUGUCCAACCUAACCUCCUGGGAUGUAUAACCUUUUUAUGAUACCUAUUUUCCCUUGAAACUUAUUUCCCAUUAUUUUAUAUCCCACCGGAAUUUCCUUUUUUUCCUUUUUCGUUUUUCCCAUUUCCGCAGCGAGGAGAUAUGCGGGGAACAUUUGCAUGCAUGACGAGACGAGCACUCCAACGUGAAAUAUUUUUUUUUCCAGAAAGGAACCUACAUGAUAUUUCGGCCCGCUCCGGUUCCAACAACCGGGUAUAGUGGGUCGAAGUAUUAAGAUCACUCGCACAUACACACACGGACGCGCGCACACCCACCACUUACAUUUAAACACACACUCCACACACGCAUACAGGCGCGCGCACGCGAUUAUAGAAUUCUAUUUUUUUCCUGUCUAUUUUUUUAUUUUUAUUUUUUAUUUUUUAUUUUUUAUUUUUUAUUUUUUAUUUUUAUUUUAUUUUAUUUUUUUUUUUUUUUUUUUUUUGGGAAGGGUGACGCAUGGGAUAUAUAAAAACCACGUCUGGCGUUUAUCUUUAAUUUCGUUUCAUUUCACUUUUUUUUUCAUUCCAUUUUACCUUCACGGACAUAUAGCAUGGUAUGGCGAUUCAAAUUCUCGAUACAGCACAAUGGGAAGGAGUUUGAGAUAGCCGAAUUUGGGGGGCGAGGGGAGGGAGAGAGUGUCCCAUGUCCUAACCACGGCCGAAAAAAAACGAAACACGUCGACGCAACCGCGGCGCAGCUUUUUACAGCGAGCGAUGAUCCGGGUUGCGUCGCGGGGAAGCAAAGCGGGAGAGGGAGCGGAUUUGGAUUUGAUUGAUUGGAUUUAGGCUCGGUCACGUCGUGCGUUGCUUGACCCGAAAACUCGGGAAGAUUUUCCCACCGCCCGUCUGGGAUAAGGUUGCUCCUCGGGAUGGGACCCGGAUGGAUGGAAGGAACCGAGCCAAACUGGUCCAAAAGGAAAAAAAAGAAUUUUUUUUUUUCCACCAUGCAUGCAGAGCUUCUUUCGGCUGUUGCCUUGGUCUCCGGAGGCUACAAGCUACCAAGGCGAGUCGGAAAGCAUGAGUAAAAGAAUAGGAAAAGGAAUUUCGCCAUCCAUGAGCGGGACAAGAAAGGAAAGAAAAAAAGAAAAGGGGACGAAAAAGGAGCCCGAGAGACCACCAAUGAACAUAGGCUAUGCUAUGUACAGUACACCCACCCACCUCACCUACAGUUCUUGCAUCUCGGUGUAUCAUUUCUCUUCGUUUCUUAUUCUUAUUCGCCUUGCUUGCUUCUAGCAGACCCGGACCAGAGAAAAGAAAAAGGCCAAGAUUUGUUUGCCAUGGUGAACAUGCACAAUCGUGCGCCACAAGGUGCAUGCAUGCAUGCAUACAUACAUGCAUACAUGCUUCAUGUUUCCCGUUCGGGACGACGACACGAGCGAAAUUGUCCAAUAAUCUACAUUUUUUGUGUACUCUCCUUAUCACAUUUCUUCCUGGCUCUUGGAGAGAGGUCGAUAUGGAUAUGCAUGGGAUGGGACUGAACUUGGGAACUUACUAUCUAGGAUUUAAUGUAUCUAUUCCCCCCCCCCCCCCCCCUUUCCAUUUUCAUUUCGAUUUGGCCUGACUUGGCUGAAUUGGAUUUUUUCGCGAGCGGGAAAGGGAAAAGAAAAAAGAAAAAAGAAAAGAAAUAUAUACAUAAUAGAAAGCGAGCAAAAGAGCGGUGAUACAUUUUCUCUCUCAGUGUGUGUGUGUGUGUUGUGCCUAGGUUGGGUUGUGUGUGGUGUUUUGCGUGUGCGUGGGUUGUGUGCAUGCGUUUUUUUUUUUUUUUUUUUUGUCGAAUAGUUUCCUCCGAUUUUACUUUUCUUUUCUAGUCCAUCUUACGCUGCAUCUGUAACUACAGCUAUUUAAUUAGAUUUUUUGACUUGAUUCUAUUUUAUUUGAUAUUUCUUUUUUUCCCCCUUUUUUCCAUUAUUUUCUUCCUUGUAUUGAACGAUGCAUAUAUACAUAGUUCUUGGAUCCUUGUAUCGGGAUCAAUGAUCCAACCGCGGACAGGGAAAGUUUCAAACAAGGCACAGUAAGACCGGUCAAUUGGCGGACAGUAACAGUCAGCCUGGCCCAGUGCUGCGGAUUGGAUUGCUGGAUGGGAUUGUAUCAGAGCUACCAGGGGCUAGUGCUGGCGAUGUGUGAGUUGGCAGACACGCUAAAGGGGAUUUGUGAGGAAUGCUGGUAUUAUUGAUUGGUAGUUAGUUAUAUUGCAGAGUAAGUAGUGUGGUCUGGUAGAUAUGGGCUUGCUCUGUAUAUUCUACAUCUCUAUCAAGCGAGAGAGAGAGACCGCGCGGAGAGACAGAGAGAAUGAUUGAUUGAUUGGUAGCGGGAUAUAUAUAUUCUUGUUUCCUAAUUUCCUCUUCCAAGGAGGAGAGGAGGUCGUUUUCGGCCAAAUUUUUUUUUUUUUUUUUUUUUUUGCUGCGCUGGAUUAGUUAAGGUUACCCUGUCUUGUUUUUGUGCCUGAAAUCAGUUGAACUUAGUUAGAAAACUCAAUUCGAAAACUCAAUUCAAGCUGGCCUGCUUAUUGAUGAGAGAUA